This is a messenger RNA of Lobosporangium transversale, 2432 nucleotides long. RefSeq lists its product as hypothetical. The annotation marks the transcript as partial. Lineage: Eukaryota; Fungi; Mortierellomycota; Mortierellomycetes; Mortierellales; Mortierellaceae. The transcript is spliced from 4 exons. The record is from RefSeq and is a predicted model, not a curated record.
UAUGAAGUCAUUUCACCACCACCACACUCUUAACGCCAACGACAGCAAUGAUAAUACCGACAAUAACGACAACAACGUCAACAACGACAGCAAACACAGCAUCAAUAACAUCAAUACCACUAACCCUUGGUCUUUUCAACAGUCUAAUGCCUAUGAUACAGAUAACGAUAGCGACCAUGAAUUAAAACAAACCCUUGCACAUCAAUUGCGCUUCAGACGCAACUCUGCCGACCGACGUCAUUAUUCCUACGCAAGCUCAACCACCAUUGCGCCCGAGUCCUUUGACUUUGAUGAUAAUGAUUAUGAUCAAAACCACAGUGGUGAAGAUAGUGUCACCUCUAAUCAAACCUCAUAUGCAGAGAGUAAACAGCAUCGUUUCGCAUAUCUGGCUAUCAGUCCACCCAAUACGGAAACCACAACAGUACCAGCAGAAGUAGCAGAAACGAUAGUAUCAACAGAUCCUGAAUUAUCAGAGCUAGGCACAAAUAACGAUACACACGAUACUGAUCCAUCCUUAUCCAAUGAUCACAGCACAAUGAUCAAUACUCAACAGUCAACGACUCCUAUCACAACGCAGUCUGUUGCUGAGGAGCACAUUCAUAAUCAUGUUGAGCCAUCCUCACAAUUAGCAUCAAUGACAGAAGUAGCAAUAAGGUCUCUUUCCGACUCUGGAUUCGGGCCGGAGGGCGAUGUACUUGAGCAUCUUGUACAACGAUUGCAAUCCGAGGUUGCUGAUACUCGCGCCAUUGUCUUUGACCUAGAAAACAGACUUAACGCGGCAGAGAGUUCGAACAGGCAUAUUGUGGACGAACUCAAGGUCUUGUUGGCAGAUGCUGAAGAAACAUUGGUUGACUCUGAUGAAUCGGAUAGUGAGCAGGAAUCUGUAGCUCCUAGCUCAAAACCUGGAUCUGGAUCUGGCAGCGAAGAGGAUUCAAAUAUUGUUUACAAUCGGAUAUGCGGCGCCCUUCAAACCCUCAUCACAGAGGCGCAAUCCGCUCUUUCACGCACAAGCACUGCUCCUUCCGUCUCGUCCUCCAUUAUCCCUAAUUUAGAUAGAAGACGGCCUUGUCGCCAUCUUAUGCCUCGUUUACUCUUACAAUCUUCAGCAGGACAACAACAAUCAUCCACUGAUUCAGUAGCAGAGUUCACAGACGAUGGCGAAUGCAGCUGUAGCUGUAUCAGCCAUUCCUCCCCUCGAACUUCUCGUAGAAGCUCUAUCUCACAUACAAGACCCGAUAGAGAUAAGGCAGGGCCGUAUCAGUCAUUAUCAUCAUCAGCACCCUUACCAUCAUCAUCCUAUAUGACGAAGUGGCAGCAGCCCCGUCCUGGAAGAAAUGUAUAUUCGAAAAUGAUGUGGAGAGAGAAGCAAUCAGAGCAAUAUGAACGCUACAGAAGGUCGUGUGAUCGAGUCUCGCUGGAGCUGGAGAUGCUCUUUAAUGACACUAUUCUGGACACCGAAGAACCAAUGGACGACUGCCUAUUUCUAUCCCCUAUAUCAACAACAGCAACGUCAUCAGUGCCCCUCAAUUCUGCCUCAUCGAUAGCUGAUCAAGAUGCCUCGCAGCCAACAGUACCAUUCACAGGAAGCAAUUUAAGAUCCACUGUUGGCGCAGAUAGGAUUUCGUCAUCAUCACAUCCAAGGAGCAGGGCGGAGCGAUUUCAGAGGAUAUAUCAGACACAGCUGUUAGGUCCGCAGGUCCGGACACAGCAGCUACAAUUUCACCAGCAACAACGACAACGACUGGGUGGAAGAACUAACUCCUACACAAGGUCACGGCUUUCCCCUUCAUCUCCACGCUCAAUGACAAUAUCUUCAUCACACAGAACCUUAUCAUCGUCAUCUCAGUCCCGUCGAUUCAGGAGUCAGGGAGUAGGUUCCAGUCGGCCACAGAGCAUUUUCAUGCAGUUGUACUCACUCUGGAAGCAUACAUGGCUCCGAAGACGGAUGAUGCAUGUGUUGACAGAGUCUCUGGAGCUAAUGUUGAUCCUAUGGGUAGUCCUUAAGCUCAGUGAGGCAUCUCUGGCAUGGAUGGGCAUUCAAAUGACGAAGGGUGGUCCUCGAGUUUGGUUAACAUACAUUUAUGGCGAUCGUGAAAGCGCAGGCGCUUCGGUCGCUAAAGAAUUGUACGAGAAAAUCAAGCGAGAUGGUUUCCGUCUGAAACAAUCUCAAUUACAGGAUCGGCGAGAAAAACAGGUUGUUAGCAAUGAGUUUGCAACAACUGAAGCGGCCAUGAAGGCCGUAGGACUCUUGCCGAGCACACCAUUCACUCCAGCAGGGAUGGUAUGGGCUCCUGUCGGGAAGAUGCUUGAGCAUGCUGUCUCUGGACUGGUACUUGCCUAUUUAUCAGACUAUGUCCGACGCAUAGUCAAAAAACUGUAGUAUUAUCUUUCAUUUCGAUUUCUCCAUCUCACAUACUCUCCCAAUCUCGAAG